This is a messenger RNA of Dovyalis caffra, 1821 nucleotides long. NCBI's taxonomy places the organism in Eukaryota, Viridiplantae, Streptophyta, Magnoliopsida, Malpighiales, Salicaceae. The record is from the annotation of a GenBank genome assembly.
AUGGAGGAAAUGCAAUGGCUGAUUAAUGUUACAAAGGAACUUCAGAAUAAGGUGGAAACUUCGAUGCAGAACAUCCUAUGGAACAAACGAUCAAUCUACAAAGUACCUGCUUCGGUCACAGCCCUGAAAAGAGCAGCCUACAGGCCGCAGACAGUAUCCAUUGGGCCUUACCAUUACUACGAUGAUCAGCUAAAGCGAAUGGAGGAGCACAAAUACCGAGCUCUUCAUUAUUUUCUACAGAGAUCAGGAAAAUCUCUAGAGUUGUUUCUUCUAUCUUUAAACGAAGUGGUACAGGAUUUGAAGGAUUCAUACGAUCAGCUUGAUAAAUCAUGGAAAGAUGAUACAAGCAGAUUUCUACAACUGAUGAUUCUUGAUGGCUGUUUCAUGUUGGAAAUUAUGCGCCUCGCUAUUCAAAUUUCGAAUGGCUAUGCUGCUGAUGAUCCUGUUUUUAGCAGUCAUGGGAGGGUCUAUAUGGCGCCAUUUAUCAGGCGUGACAUGUUGAUUGUGGAAAAUCAAUUACCAAUGCUGGUUCUAUACAAGCUUGUUGCUAUUGAAAGUGAUGGGGAAAAGGAUGAAGAGUUUGUCAACAAGCUUAUACUGGCUUUCUGUCAUCCCAAUGCAAGCGUCUCAAUGUGGGGCAAACGCUUGCAUGUAUUGGAUUUAUACAGGAAUAGCCUGCUACAGGAAGUUCCCGAGAGGAAAAAGCAUCGCCCUAGAGUAAGGGGUGGACUACAUAAAGAUGCCAAUGAUAUUGUCCGAUCUGCAGCAGAGAUCAGCGAAGCUGGAAUCCAUACUUUGGGAUCACCUUCCUCUCCUGUUGCUGCUGGUCUCCCGGAAACAUAUACUCCGUCUACUGGAUUUUGGCAAUGUGUUGUUGUCAUCUUCAUGCAAUCUGACAUUUUCAUUCAGCUAUUAGAACAUAUUGGAAGAAAGGUAUGCUUUUCAGUUAGGGUGGAAGAGAUGGGGCUGUAUAUAGCAGUGGUCACUAGGAAUGUUUCACGGGGGAAGUUGGAUAACACCUUGCAUCACUUCUUGUCAUCUUUGUUAAAAACUGUUGAGAAAUUUGAAGCAAUGGAGGAGGAAAAUCAGGUGCUUAUAAAAGUUGUUACAGAAAAACUUCAGAACUUGGCAGAUACUUCGCUGCAGAAUGUGCUCUGGGACAAACGUUCAAUCUACAAAAUACCUGCCUCUGUUACAUCCCUGAACAAGACAGCCUACAUGCCUCAGACCGUCUCCUUUGGUCCUUACCAUCAUGAUGAAAAUCAUCUGAAGCCAAUGGAGGAGCACAAGCAACGAGCGCUCAAAUAUUUUCUAAAUGGAGCAGGAAAACCUCUACAAUCAGUCGUUGAAUCUUUAAACAAAGAAAUCCAGGUUUUAAAAGACUCGUAUGACAUACUUGGUGAAUCAUGGAAGAAUGAUACGAGUAAAUUUCUGCAACUGAUGAUUCUUGACGGUUGUUUCAUGCUGGAAAUCAUACGCCUUGCUACACAUUCGUUGGAUCGCUACGAUGCCAAUGAUCCAAUUUUUAGCAGCCACGGGAGGCUCUACAUUACACCAUUUAUCCGGCGUGACAUGUUGCUGCUUGAAAAUCAACUGCCAAUGCUUGUUCUUUACAAGCUGGUUGCUGUUGAAAGCGAUGGAGCAAAGGAUGAAGAGUUUGUCAACAAGCUCAUACUCAAUUUCUGCUAUCCGAACGCAUCUGUGUCGAAGCUAGAUGUCUCUACAUCACCCUCUCCUCCUGUUUUCAUGGCACCUCCUCCCCUUCCAACUCCUCCCCAUCAUCCUCCUAUGCACCCUCCGAAACCAUCACGCCGCCAUUGA